GAAGAAUCGCAGCUUUGCAGGCAAAAACCAGGAAUGCUGAAGCUGCUAAACAUGGAGUGUGGCCUCCUUUGCGGAAUAAACCGUUUGUUCGCUGAUGUGUCCGGUCAGUGAGUCAGUAAAAGCAAAAGGUUUGGUUUCUACUUUUGUUUUUUUAAUCGUUUGCGUUGAUACACACAUCUGCAAUGAUGCGGGCUGAGGACUGGAGCAGGACCGCUGCGAUUGUACUCUGCCUUUUGGGAUACCUUGUCUCCAAAGCUGUCACCAAAACGUUACCGGAGGACACCGUGACAGAAGAGGUGACUCUGAAGGUUCACCUGAGCGAUGCCAGCACUCACCAGCCCCUGGGAGGAGCCACCAUACAGCUCUUCGCCAACCACACAUCUGUAACCACGGAAACCUCAUCGGCUGAUGGCAACACCUACCUGCGCUUCCCUUACCGCCUUGGGACACCACUGGUCGUCACCGCAACCAAGCAGGGAUAUGUGCCAAACUCUGUGCCCUGGACUCCCUCCAGAUUACCUGUAUUUUCCUCCAUCAGCCUGGUCCUGCUACCAGAAAGAGCUGCUACGCUGAUGGUGUAUGAAGAUAUCGUGGAGAUUGUGUCAGGCUUACAAGGUUUCAGACGACAGCCCAGUGUUCAUUUCCAGCGCAGAGCUCUGAGUCUCCCUUCCAACACUUCCUAUGCCAACCUGACUGCUCUGCUCACCGUUGCCAGCUCGCCCUCACACAUCCAGCACUUUCCCCACCUGCAGGUCCUCGGCGGCAACGGCACAGGCACUGAGAAGAAGUUUGAGUUGACUCCUGUAGCAGCCAUCUCUGUUCAUCUAUUGGCCAGCGACGGUGCAGAGCUGCAGGUGAAUGAGCCAAUCACGGUGUCCGUUCCACUGCCGGCUGACAGCGGCCUGAAGGAAAAUGAUCACAUCCCUGCUUGGAGAUUUGACCCGCGCUUGGGCGCCUGGAUAAAGAGCAGUUGGGGUCAUGUGCAGAUGGAGGGCAACCAGCUCAGUCUGACCUACAUUGCUCCUCAGCUGGGAUACUGGGUGGCCGCCAUGUCCCCACUACACUCAGGUCCAGUGGUUGCGAAGGAUAUCAGCACAUACCACACUGUGUUUCUGUUGGCCAUACUGGGAGGCAUGGCUCUCAUCCUGCUCUGCCUGCUCUGCCUCCUGUUGUACUACUGCAGGCGUCGUUGUCUGAAGCCUCGAGGGUCUCACCGUAAGCUCACAUUGUCCUCCGGUCUGGACAGCAGUAAGAGGGACCAAGCCACCUCCAUGUCCCACCUGAACCUCAUCAACAACGAGGUGCAGCUGGAACUUGUUUCCACAGCAACUGAGCCUGACAUGACCACACCGAUGCUGAAGCCUUCGUCAUAUGAGCACCAAGACAAUCAGCGUCAACACAGCCUAAUCCAUCACAGCAAACACAGCCGCUCCUCUCUCGGCAACAACAGCCACCACGGCUCAUCUCUUGGCAAUCUGACGCCUCGCAGCAGAGACUAUCGGCAGUCUGUGGAGACGUUCCAAUUAAAGGCUACUCUUUCAUCCGGAACAGACCGGGGCUACCGUCAAUCAUACACCUCAGUCUGCUCAUCCAGCAACCACAUUUCAGAUGCACUGUCAUCAGCCAAUCAUGGUCAGAUGUCAGCUAACCAGCUGAGCAGUGUUGGGAUUGUUGAUUGCAUUUCCCCUUCCUCUCCUCCUCACUCCCCCAGUAGAGGGGAGGGAAGCGAAUGCAGGGUUCCCGACUACCUUCUGUCCCGCUCUGUGGACCACCUGGAGCGCCCUAGUCCCCCGUCACUCUCCCGGCCGGGCCAGCUGCUCUGCUGUGGAUCUGUGGACCUGCUGAGUGGGGGAGAAGGCUACCCAAGGGUGCGCCCCACACUGGUGAUCCCAGCACACUACAUGCGCCUGCCCGGGGAGCACCCUCUUUCUGGUCAGGCCCUCCUGCUGCAGACUGACCAACAGAGUGACCUGGAGACCAUCCAGGCUGAGCUCAAUGCCUCCCAUUCCCAGCAGCCCCUGGGGCAAACCCCUACAGACUGCUCCCCAGGUCCCACCAAGCAGAGUGAUGCAGAGGGGCUCGGCCUGUCAGAGUCUCUGUCUAUUCCUGCAGCUCUUGGGGAAACAGGUUUAGUGGAAAUAAACAGUGAGGACACCUUGUUGGCUGAAAAGACUUUAAUGGAGCUCAGAGGAGGGAAGCCUCUUCCUCACCCACGAGCCUGGUUUGUCUCGCUGGAUGGACGCUCUAACGCUCACAUUCGCCACUCCUACAUCGACCUCCAGCGGGCAGGGUGCCAAAGUAACACACCAGGUGCAGGAGGUCAGCAAGGUAAUGGCAGCGGCGGGAGGCAUGGCAAUGGCAACGAUGCCAGUCUGGACUCUGGCGUGGACCUGAAUGAGCCGAGAGUCGGGCGCAGGGGGAGAGACGCAGAGCGGGAAGAAAGAGAAAUUGAGAAAGACAGGUCAAAGGGCACAACAUCAGCCAUGGCCUACACUCAGCUGGUGUAUGUGGAUGAUCUGGAUCGGGGAGGCAGUGAGGAGGAGGAGGCCAAGCGCAGCCCUCAGGACAGCAAAACAGGACCCAUCCUGUCAGACAAAGCAGAGGAUCAGGGGCAGGGGGAUCUUGAGGGGAAAAGAGUAGAGGGGGUACGAAUACAAGAGGAACCCCCGUCACUUUCUUCUUCAUCCCCUGCCUCUCCUCCUCCCCUGCCGACACCAGAAGGAGUGACUUUCAGGACUGAUCAUGCGCUACUGUCAGUCUCUCCAGAUGACGAUGCAGCACAGGAGGACGCAGAGGAGGAGAAGAAGAGUCCCUGGCAGAGGAGAGAGGAGCGACCCCUGCUGGCCUUCAACCUGAAAUGAUCCACAGACGGACCCUUAAAGGAUAGGUUCACAUUUUUUAAGUUCUUAAUAUAAUACCAAUUUCCCAUAUGUGCAUUGAAAGUGCUUCUAGUUGCUGUAAUUGUUCCUCCUGUCCAUACUGGCCCUGAAGAAAUCUCUGCAAAAAUGUAUUUUAUUUUUUUUUUAUUUUAGCAUUUUAUUAUUCGCAAUAUGAAACUACUGUUUCAAGUCGCAUGUGAAUCAAAAACAAAAAGUAGAGUAAUAAAAACAAAUAACUAAAAUCCUAUCUAAUGACUAAAAGUAAAAACCAGGACCAUACUCUAAAUAUAUUCAAUUUCAAACUGUGAGGAAGGCAGGGAACAUUUGAAAGGGAAGCGCAGAGGGAGAGACGUGAGGCAAAGAUACUGCAUUAGAUAAAUAAGUAAAAUAUUUCCUCCUUCUCACAAGCAUGAUACAAAUACUUAACACUUCCCAUUAACAUUGUCGCUGAUGUCCAUCACGAAAAACAUCCUUCUUGUAGGUCCAGAACUUGCCACAGAAUCAUCAAGUUUUAAAAUUCUCUUCAGUCUCAAACUAAUCCAGUGAUAAUUGUCUGUAAAUCCGUGGGUAGAUGGCAAAAAAGAAGCAGUAAUCGCUUUAGGAGGGAAUCUCUUCAAGACCACUAUGGACAGGAGAAACUGUUUAAUUGUACAUAUGGGUAUGUCAGAUUUGUUUUGAGAUAGACUUAGAGAAAAUGUGAACCUACCCUUUAACCACGACUCCCCCUCUGCCCAGAUCAUAACGUGAAGGAUGUGACCAUUUAAAUCGAAGCCCUUUGUUCUUAAUAUAGCACUGAGAAAAUAUUUCAGCACUGGGGAUCCCUUCUAGUCCUGAACGUGAGGGGAUGGCUCAAAACCUUCAUGAACUUCCAGCUCCCCUUCAUCAAAUGACCACUGUCCACUUUGUCAUCCUCACGACACACUACACAAACAGACCACUCAUCAGGCAUGGUGUACACAUCAUGAGGGAGACAAAUAGACUUUGGUGGCAAGAAAUGAGAAUAUUUUAUGCACAACAAAUAUAUGCCUUUUGUAUAAAUAGCCUUGUGAGUGUAAAUGAACUGUAGUAGAAACAGAUGAUGGGUGGUUCUCACAAAUGAAAGACUACAGGAACCUUUUUUUCUUGAGCCAUAUUGGCCUCAAUCAACUGGCAAAAGCCGGGAACACACUACACUCACUGAAAGCAAGAUUUUAACACAAAUUUAGCCAUUCUGACUGAUUUUUGAAGACUGUGGAGCAGCUUUUCACAAUUGGUUUGGAAAUUAAAAGUCUUUUGAUGUGUUCCUGGGUUUAGAGAGAGCAGUACGACAGGUGUUGUUGGAUGCACUUGCACAACAAUCACCGAUAUAAACAUGUAAAUCCUGUACUUUGAAUGGUUUGGAGUAUCUUGCUAGAACUUAAUCUAGCUCAUCAGAAAGCUGAAAGCUGUAUGGGUGUUUACAUGAACUCCACAGGGGGGUGAAGUUUGUCGACUGAAGAAAUGAAACCACUAUCCGCUCUACAGCGUAAUCAGAUAAUGUGACACACCACUAUGCUGGUGGGUAAGGAUAUAGUACCACUACGAAACUGUAGUUCUACCCAAAAUUGUGAGGUGUAAUAAUAUGAAGGGUUUUGUAAUUGUUGAACCACUGACCGGCAUAUUUUUGCUCUGAAGGCUAUGCAUCACUUUUAUAUGUCUGCUUGAGAUGCCUUUUUUUGUAAUUUUAAUCACUAUAAUUUUAAUUGCCAACAUGAAGUAUUUUAUCUGAAAAUAGGCUCUUUUGUUUUUGUUUUAUCUUCAAAUAUGUUAAGGGCUUUUAUUCUUCACCCGCCUUAUUGUUAGAGCUACAAUAACAAACACGCAUUCUAGUACACACCUUUUACCUGAAACCAAACUGUUUGUGCUUGCUGUUUAACCUUAAUCUUUACCAUUUCCAGAUGUUCCAAGUGCCUUUGAACAAUCUGACUCUACAACAAAUUUGUGGAACAGAUUACCUUAUUUAUUUCUCACCUUCUUUUGCCUUCAGCUUUCCUCUUCUACCUCAGCCCUCCCUUUCUCUCCCACAUGUGAAAGAAAGCAUGCAGUAAACUUUCCUCAGCACUACAAGCUACACUGCAGACAUGUCAGAAAAUGUCUACCAGCUGCUGCAAUCGUAAAAUCCUCUACAGCAAUCGACAAGGCACCAACCUCUUAGAGUAAGCAGUUAAGGAAUUGCAGAAGUUUUCAGUGUAGCACAGGAUACAUAAAGCUAAGUGCGAUUGUAUGUGAAGCUAAACUGCAGGUCAUUUCAGUGCAUUUUCUUUAUUUUUGUAUUUUUUGAGGGUGAAUGUUUAUCUCAAAUGGCUUAUGUGCACCUGGGUGGUGGUAGUGUCCAUAUGCGACGCUGCUGGCUGUGAGUUUGUGUUGUCAGACUGUGUCCACGUGAGAGUGCUGAGAAAUAAUCAACAUACAUCCACUCAAGGAUCAUUUAGUCAUAGCAAUCACAUUAUGGAGUGUGUAUAGUUCUUUCCUUUCCUCUACCUGGUCAAAAUGUUGUGUGAGUUGGUGUUGUGAAUGACCGCUUCUCUCUUAGUAUCCCACAGCAACCUCUACUUGGAGGGUGGAGUUACAGUACAGCACCCUGAUUGUGUAAAUUGGUUGCUUGCAUUAUAUUUGAAGCCUAUUAUUCUGAAUAAACAGCCAAACUGGAA
Molecule: messenger RNA, 5548 nt
Organism: Seriola dumerili (greater amberjack)
Lineage: Eukaryota; Metazoa; Chordata; Actinopteri; Carangiformes; Carangidae
Gene: fam171a1
Product: family with sequence similarity 171 member A1
Exons: 9
Coding region: 183-2861 (892 amino acids)
Biological process (GO): stress fiber assembly; regulation of cell shape
Cellular component (GO): plasma membrane
Source: RefSeq, a predicted model, not a curated record